This is a messenger RNA of Closterium sp. NIES-65, 246 nucleotides long. NCBI's taxonomy places the organism in Eukaryota, Viridiplantae, Streptophyta, Zygnematophyceae, Desmidiales, Closteriaceae. The record is from the annotation of a GenBank genome assembly.
GUACAACGUCCAAUUCCCGCUUCUGUACGCGCCUGAGUCUCACAAGAACAACAAGGAGUUCAACUGCGUGCAGAGGGCGCAUCAGAACUUUCUCGAGAAUAUUUCGUUUUUCUUUGUGUCCCUCCUCACCAGCGGCCUUGCGUACCCCUGGACAUCCACAGUUCUUGGGGUUAUCUUCCUGCUUGGCCGCAUUGUCUAUUUCCUUGGUUACUCCACUGGGAGCCCAGCGGCACGAAAUUAUGGAGC